UUUAUAAGCCCUGAGCCCAGUCUGGUAUUCUGGUUAGAUCGUUAGUAGUAGCCCAGACUAAAGUUUUAUAACUUAAAAUUAAGUUCAUAUUUAAUUAUUUGAAUUUACCAGUGCAACUCACCCGUCAUUUCUUCACAGUAUUCUUUUAUUGCUGUAACUGUAAGUCGUAACAAAGUAUAAAUGACAGUUUAUUUAGCAAUCGGCUGCAAUGCCAAAUAAUAAAAAUACUCCUCAUUUUCAAUCAAUGCAAUUUUUCAAUUAAUUAGGCCUAAUUUUUAUUUUUUAAGCCAAGCCCACCUUUAUAAUUGAACUAAGCCAACUUACGAAAAUAAGGGAUUACUGUUAAAUUAACUUAAGUACUAAUUAUUAUUAUAGUCCAUAAUAUAAUAAUUAAUAUGAAUAUACUUAUUCUAAGUUAAGUGUCUGACUUAACUGACUAUGACAUUAUGACUAUCUAGAUGUUCUUUACCUAACAGCCUAACAUCUUAGGAAUUACUUUUACAUUGAGUCAUUGAUUGAGGACUUACCAGUAACUACUGCUACUACUACAAUGAUAUAUUUAAGUCUAAUCAUAACUUAACUAAGAAAAAUAGUAGUAAGAGGAGUUAGACUUGUAGUCAUUGUAGUGCUAAAUUCAUUACACUAAUGCUUAGGCUUAGUUAUUAUAUUUAUUUUGUUGAAAAUGUUAGGGCCUGGCCUACCUGACCAAUUACUAAUAAUGACUAAUCAUGAAUAAAUUUUCAUUAGGCUAAAUCCUAAUGAAAGUUAUGUUAUUAGAUUAUUAGUUUCAGGUAAAUUUAUGCAAUCCACGCCAAUUAUUUCCCACGGCUUCCAUCUUGGUUGCCGUGAUCAUAGGUCAUGGCAACCAAGAUGGCGGCUGUGGUAGUGCAAACAGACGUCUGCUAAAAUGGGGAUGGGAAAGAGAGAAAAUGUACUGUUUUAGUUAAUUACAGAGAGAAACGAAAAUAGGAACAAAACAUUAAAAUUUAAUGAAAUAAUAAUUAGCCAGUACAUUAAUUUCGUGGCACAUGUAGAAACUUUAUUGUAUUCCUCUAGAUGCAAGCAGCGUCAAGCAUUAAAGAAAAGUAAACUCUAGUAGCAAUACAAGAAUAAACAAAAGGGAAAGAGACAUACACGGAAAAUCAAAGUGGGGCGGAUUGCAUUAUUGACCCCUUUUUCACCCAAAAUACUGGUAGAAUUAAGAAGUGGUUAAAAAAUAAAGUCCUUAAAAAUGAGUUAAAUUAAAUAUAUUGAGCAAUGUUUCCUUUAAGCUGUGCGGCCACGCAGCUAUCUCACAGAUGUCGCACAGCAGUUUUGAGUAUCCGCGCAGCCAACUUCCACAAAAGUUUGUGUUUGUGGGCUGUAAAAUUUUGCACACAAAAAAAAAUUGAUGCUGUAAAACUUUGCACACAACAGUAUGAUUUUGCACACGAACCAGCAAACCUUAGAGGGAACAUUAAUAUUGAGUAGGCUAAUACAAAUAAUAGUACUAUUAAUAGGAACACCCAUAAAUGACAUGCUUUUUGUUCAAAUUUGCUCAUACAAAACUUUAUUCCUUGGGAACCAAUCCAACUUUUUUAUUACUACCGGUACAUAUUUUUGGACCUUUCCUUUUCAGUUACACCAUAAAUGUCUUUAGGGCUUGAUGAUAAACUGUUAGGGGAAAAGGUUCACUACUACUGCAGUAGCAGUGAAGAUGAAGGUGGCGAAAGCAGUGAUGCUGAAAGUGGGGAUGAUGCAAAUGAGGGUGAUCAUUAUCAGAAGUCAAGUGUUAAAGAAGCUUCUUCCUACUCUGAGCCCCUGAAGGCAGAAAAUAAUGGCAUGGUAACAAAUGUAAGCCGUUUCUGAAAUAAUUUUCUUAAGAUAACAAGAUAAUAAUGUUAUGUAGAUGUUUUUUAAAUAAUAAUGUUACAUUUAUUACAAAGCAUUUUAAGAAAAAUUUAUUCUUUUUAACAGACAGGUCCCAAGGGUGUAAUCAAAGACUGGCAAGAAUUUAAAAGAUUAGAAACUGAGAAGCGUAAAGAAAAUGAGAAAGAGAGAAAUCUUCUUGCCAAGAAACUAACUUUAACCUGCCGCUCUCAUGUAAGAAGUUGACAUGUAUUAUUGUAUAUAUAUCAGAGAAUGUGUUUAUAUAUGGCAUCUGGGAAUGCCUCAGAGACUGCGCCAUUAAAGGUUACUGUGCUAUGCAUGUAUUCGUGAACUGACUAUGAUUGGGAGCAGUUGUGGGAGACAACCUAUUCUAUGCAAGAUACUGAACAGGCCCCUCCGACUUAUCAAGUCGAAUACUUUUGUCGAAUUUAUAAAAGCAAUAUAAAAAGGCCUAUGCUGUUCACAGCACUUCUCCUGCCAUUGGCGUAACGAGAAUAUCAUGUCUAUAGUUGAACAACCACUUCGGAAGCCACACAGGGACUCUGGGUAUAUGCAGUUAGCCAGACCAUACUCUGCAAUUGUUUAAGGGCGAAAUGGGCAAACGUCUUUCCAACUAAGCAAAGGAGAGAAAUUCCUCAGUAAUUAUUACUGUCACUACGGUCACCUUUAUUUUAUUACAAUGUUACCAUGUUGGCGUCUCUCAUGUCUUGGAAAAUGUGACCUGCUUCCCAACACAGGCAGAGGAGCUCAUGUAAGGGCUGAAGUGAUAUUGGUUUACAAUUGUUGAGGAUUUACUGUGUGUGUGGGGGGGGGGGGAUGCUGUCAAUCCCUGGAGCCUUCCCAUCAGCAAGAUAAUCAAUUGCUUUUUUGAGCUCCUGCAAAGUUGGUUCUUCAUCUAGUUCUUCUAUUAUUGACAAGACAGGAAUAUUAUUCAGAGUGGUCUCAGUAACUACAUUCAUUGUGUAAAGUUCAAGAUAAUGCUCAAACCAACGCCGAAGUCGAUAGUUUGGCUUCUUGAUAACUUGAUCUGUCUUGUACUUGAGAGGUGCUAUUUUUGAAGUGUAUGGACCUAAUGUCCUCUUGAUGCAUUCGUAUAUGCUCCUUGCAUCCCCGUUGUCGGAAGCCAAUUGUAUUCAGUGGCAAAGGUCCAACCAGUUAGUGUUGGCACAGUGACUGGCAGUCUGCUGGGAAAUUUUUUUUUGUAGUUCGGAUAGCCUGUAGUGUACGAGCGCAAGGUACAUCCUUGCAUUUAGGGCUCUUCUCUUUUUCUCUGUUACAGUUUCCAUGACAUUCCAAUGGGCCUCGUACCAGUCAUUAUUUUUAUUCUCCAUUUUCCCAUAGGAGUACAUGGCUGAAUCGUACACAGCAUGUCGUAAAUGAGUCCACUUAGAGUCAAUAAUAGUGUCGAUGGGGGGCCUUUUAGCAAGAGUAUCCUGCAACGUUUUUUCUGGGUUGUUUAAGCAGUGGAUGUUAAUUUGUGAUGACACUUCUUUUUAGUAUUAUGCAAUUUUUGGGGCAUUAAUCAUAUUUUGAUUGGUCUGAUAGAAUGGACCAUGGUAGCUGCAGGUGUGAAGUACACUAGCUAGUUCUACAUGCCUAGUGAUGACGAGGUCUAGCUGAUGCCAGUGACAGGAAAAUGGGUGUCACCUGACACCUGUUGGAUUUUUUGCACUUGAAGAAGGUGUUGGUAACAGAGAAACCAUGAAAGCAGAACAACUCCAGCGGUCGUUGUCUGUUAUCAUUAAUUCUUCCCAAUCCAUGAUAACCAAAACAUGAAGGCCAGGUUUUUGUUCAGCUCCCACUCUAGCAUUAAAAUCUCCCAGAAUGUAUAAUGCUUUGUUUCAUCUGCGGGUUUCCCUUGCCAGCAGAAUGUGUAGCAUGCUUCCUUCAUAGCAGCACUAAGUCGGGUCUCUUGGAGGCAGGGAAUGUCUAUGUUGAGUCUUGCGAGUUCCUUAUCAAUAAUGGCAGUGCUUCUUGCAUCGUCAAUCUGUUGUAGGUGGGUGUCAAAUCCAGGACACAUGGUUCUUACAUUCCGUGUUAUGAAGCGAAGUGGUUGAGUCUUCCUUCUAUUUAAUGUCUUUGCUUUACAAAAAAACUCUGCUCCCAGUCACCAGUGCAGCUACUUAGCCUGAGCGGUGUUUUAUGAAAAUCAGCUGUUGCCCAAUGCAGUAGAUCCCCACUCUCCACGCAGUCAGUGGAUCUAAAGGAAUGAAAGUUGUCAAUACAACUUGGCACUAACUGCAUCGCAGGAGUUGCCAAAAUGACAUCGGUAUCAGCGUCAGUCCGACUUCAGGACUCUCGAUUUUACAGUUUGGGUUUACUCCCGUAGUCUUACCCUAGCUUCCCGAUUUGAUUUUAUAUAUUUAUAUCAAUAUUUAUUCAAACUUUUCCAGUUUUUUAGUUUUUUUUGGUACACAUAAAUUUGCGAGGCAGCCAUCUUGUUGCUAAUACUAAUUAUUCAUAUGCAUUAUGUUAUCCUUUUUAAUGGUAAAUAUUUAUUUUAUCUGUGUUGAAUCCACAUAAAAUCAAUAAAUAAUGUACACAUAUUUUUUUUUCCAAGUUAAAUGAUGAAAAAGAAAAAGAGGAAGAUGAGCAGUUCCUGGCAGAGUUGGAAGACAUCGAGGAUGAAUUUAUUAAAGAAUACAGACUUCUGAGAAUAGAGGAGAUGAGGAAAGCUUUGUCAAAUCUGUAAUUGUCUACUACUUCUAAUUUUGUUAAUACAGCUGAUAAUUUUUUAAAUGUAUAAUUAUAAACCUAUUAUUUAGUCUUUUUCAACAAGCUGUCUCUUCAUUAGUGGUUCUCAAACUCUGUGUCCUUGCUGAAUGCAAGUUUUUUAAGGUACUGUAUGUCAAAUGUAACAAAACUCUAGGAAAUAGCAAAUUAUUCUAUUUAAUUAAAGAGUUCGGUUAGGUGAAAAUAUAUAAAGCAUAAAUAGACUUAAUUUUGAUAAAUUUAAUUAUCAUAUAGCGCCAACUAGUAACUAUUUGUAGGGGGCUUCUGCAACUAGUUUGCAUCAGGACUGCUAGAUGUCAUGGGCUGUCAUAGUCGAUUAAAAAUCAAAAUAAGAUUCAGACAAUUGUAUUUUAUUUUUUUUUGUGCCCCGGCACAUUCUUUGGGAACCACUGCUUUACAUAAUUGCACUUUUCAUAUGAUUUCUUGAGAUUUUUUUAUGCUUGAGUAUGAAUUAUAUUGUUGAAAAAAUAUAACUUUCAUAAUGCUUAGAUCAGGAGUCGUAGAACUGGGGUAAAAAUGAAAAUCUCUAUGUAAUGAGAACUCAUUAGACAGAAAUAUAAAAAAAAUAUUUUUAAAAAGUUUUUUUUGUAACAACAGAAAUUUUGUUAUGGCAACAAUACAUCUGGCCAGUAAAACAGAGAAAUGCUCCUAACAAGUUGUGCUAAUUAGUGACUCGGCAGCGAGCAUCAUCACAAGUCCUGUCUUGUAUAUGUUAUUUUGGCAUGGUCCACUAGGAUGUUAUUUUGGGCUAAAAUGAUGAUUUUAAAAAAAAAUUUUUGGAUGCAUUUACCUUAUAAUAUAUUCUUUAAAUUGUAUUCCGCAUAUUAAUAGGUUCAUUUAAAUUAAAUAGAUUUAAAUAGUCUAUGAUUUUGUCCUUUUUCAAAUUGAAGAGGUAAUGUUGGCAUAAAUGGGGUAAUAGCUAGAAAAUUUCUCCAAAUCCUGGCUUAGAUGGUACUUCAAACUAAAUUUCAUACUACUGGGUAACUUAAAUUAUUUUAGAACUGUAUUUCUUGUUGUUUUUUUUUCCUGUAAGAACUAUUAUAUUACAAAUAUUUCAGCCCAAAAUUUGGGAAACUGAUUGCUCUCAAAGCCAACAACUUUCUAGAGGAAGUAGAUGGGGAAAAUGGAAAUGUAACAAUUGUAGUUCACAUAUAUAAAGAGGUAACUGAGAUAGCAAUAUUUUCUAUAUUUCACUUACUAUAAAUUAUCAUUUAAGUUGUCUUAACGUUUGUUUUUUAAAAUUAUUACCAGAGGGAUGUCAGAUUCUUCAUUAUUUGCCAUGAUAACCUCAAUAUGUUUUGUGUCUGCAAUUUGUAAAAAUAUUUACCGGUAUGUCAAAUUAUUCAAAUUCAAAUCACAAUUUCAGUUCAGGGAAAUAUUCCAUAUAAUAGAAACAUCAUUCUGUUUGUGAAUAACUGAAAUGAUUCUUAUACGUUUCCUUCACUAUUUUUUUUUCAUUGUCUAAUCCCUCUUAAUUUAAUUUAAAUUUUUUCAUAAACUGCUUUACUCUUAGAAACUUUAAAACAAUGUCAGUGUCCUCCAUUUUGUUACAUUUCAAGUUAAGACAGAUGUGUAGGAAAUGGUUAGGUUUCAUCUAUUAUAAAUUAAAGCUAUGUUAUUAAUUUUAUUAUGUAGUCUUUUUUUUAUUUUUCAAGUUUUAUUUCUGGGAGGUGAAACCAGGAUCAGUUUCAAUGAGUUUAAAUAUUCUAGAGUAAAAAAAUUGUCAAUUUUGUUUAAAAAAGGUUCAUUUUACACCUGUGUCAUAGGCACAUUUUGAGAUGAGAGAAAGGAAAACAUUUGCCUCUACUUCUUAAAACUAAUGUAAUGCUACCAUUUCUUUCUGUAUUGAAAAGCCGUUUCAAGUAGAUUUAAAAAUAUUUUUUGUGACUUAUUCUAGGGUUUUUCAGCUUGUGAUACAAUGAAUGGUUGCCUGAUGUGUUUGGCAGAUGAAUAUCCUAUGAUAAAAUUUUGCAAGAUCUCUGCUUCUGAUGCCAGGAUGAGUUUUAAAUUUGUAAGUUUUAUUUUAUUCUUUAAUGCUUAACAUUAAUUUCACUAAUUUUUAAUGCAUUUCUGUUUAUAAAAAUAUUGCUUUUUUUACCAUAAAUCUCCCUGCAUCAUUCAUUUUUAAAGAUUUUUAGUGACAUCAGAGAAGUUUUAUCUGAUAUGGAGGCACAUUUUUGUGUGGAUGAUAAGUUAUGUGUAUAUUUUAUCAUUUAUUAAAAUUUUAGUACUAGUACCAAUUUUAUGCACACUUAUACAAAAGAUUUUGGUUUAAAAUUAUUUAGCUAGGCUUAUUAUUUUUUUUUUUUUUUUUUUUUUUUUUUUUUUUAAAAAGAAUUUUGUGAAAUUCCCUAAAACGUUUUGCUUAGUUUUCUGCUCUAAAAUAUUGUUUAUCUUAUAUAAUAAUUGUAUUGUUUUAUUUUUGAUUAGGCAGAGAAAGGAGUUCCUGCAUUACUGAUAUACAAAAAUAAAGAACUUAUUGGAAAUUUUGUACGACUGAGAGAAGAGUUUGGAGAUGAUUUCUUUGCAAAUGAUGUGGAAAGUUUUCUUCAAGAGUAAAUAAUAGUAUUUGUAUUAACUUCAGUGAUCCAUUUGUUUUCAAAUGUGUGAUUUGAGGAUAACUGCUUUGAACAAAAUUAAAUAGCAAAAUAGUGAUAACUGGCUAUAACGUGGCAUGGCUUCCAAAAUUAAGUAUAUUCAUUUUCACAAAAAAUAAAAAUACAAGACUAUGUUAAAAGAAGAACAUCAGAUGAAACCAUUUAAAUUAGAAACCACACUUUUGAAAAAGUAAAUCAAUUCAAAUAUCAAGGGUCCUUAAUAAAUUAAAGAAAUGACUUACUAACAUAAAUAUAUUUGCGAGGAUAUUUGCUGGAAACAGGGCAUACUUCAGUAGUCACAAAAAGUGAAACUUGGAUCCUAACAAAAACGUCAGAAAACCUAUUAAACACGUGGGAGAGAAAAGUUCUCAGGAAAAUACAUGGACCAAAAAGGAAUAAAUAUGGAAGGGAUUACGAACCAACUAGGAAUUGUAUGCAUUAUACCAGGAUCCCACACUAGUAGCAGGAAUAAAAGAGGGCAGACUGCGUUGGGCUGUACACUUUGAAAGAAUGCCAAAUGCCAGAGGAGUUAAGAGGGUGCACCACCAAAACCCCAGAGGAAAACGUCUCAAAGUCAUUGGCAUUCCUAGGCUUAGAUGGAUAGACAAUAUAGAAAAAGAUCUACAGCCGCUGGGAAUCCAAGCAUGGAAAAGAAAAGAAUCAGUUAGGUCUGAAUAGGAGGAAGUGGUGACGCAGGCCAAAGCCCUACUCUGACUGUAGCGCCACUGGGUUGGGUUUGCACAUGCCAUUUAAAAACAUAAAAUAAAUUAAAUAAAAGAGGGGAAAAAAUUGGAAUAUUUAAAUUCAUUUCGGGAAUAAGUCACAUGUUAGUUUGAAUAUGAUAAGAUCUUGGCGUGUUUGCUGAGAUUUGAAAUUAAUUAGCAUCUCAAGCGAAAGCCGCAAACACCUUGGCAAUGUUUUCCGACGCAACCAGUUGAAAUUAAUUGAUGUCCACUUUAUUAGCUGUAAAAUCACCAUGCUAUUAGCACAGAAUCAAGGCUGCUGUGCAACUGCCUGGAAUGUGAAUGUAGACAGGAGUCUCUGACAGAUGUUAAAGUAGCGAAAGGGUUUUUGGCAUAAAAAUAUUGUAAAACCCUGCAUUAACCCCACUUUGAACUAAAUGUGAUUGAUCCCAAUGAUCUCAUUAUAGCAAGGUUCCAUUAUUCAACUGUAGUUUUUAUUUAUUGCUUAAACAUAGUAGAGAAUUGGUGGUAGAUAAUUAGUGCAAGCUCAUAAAAUAUUCAUUAAAAAUAGAUUGCGACAAAAAGCAAUUAAGUUCCCAAAUAUUUUAAAGAUUUUUAAAAAAAUGUUUUAUUUUAAGAAAUAAAUGAGUUUUGAAAUUUUUUUCCAGGCAUCAAUUUUUGCCAUCUAAAGAUUCUGUGUGUACCAUUCGAGACAAAAGAACAGGAGAAAUUAGGGGAACACUUCAAGAAGAUGAGGACAGUGGCAGUGACUUUGAUGUUGAUUGAUUAAGCUUCACAUACCAGUAUAUUUUUUUAAGGUUGAAUUUGGAAGGAUUGAAAUUUGGAUAGAGUUGGUGCAAAGAGAUUGUUUUGUCAAUCUUGAAAUAUGUUUUUAAAAUUUUGAUUGCAAUGUUUUUUCAUGUUAAAUUUACUUUAAGCUUUUGCUUAGGGGCCCUAAAUGACAUUGCACUAUUACAGCAUACUUUUUACACACACGUCACAAAUUAGACACUUUUAUCACAUCAUCACAAGUUUUUGGACACCUCUCUUCCCCCCUCCCCCCAACCUUGUUUAUGGAUGGCCCCUUAGUUUGUGUUCAAUACUCAGUGUUCCUUAUAUCCUUUGACUUUAUCACUGUUGUAAUCAAUCUUUUGUUUUUAAUUAGCGCAUUUGAUUUCAUUUCAAUAUUGUGUGGCCUAAUGAAGUAUUUGAAGUAGGCAAAUUUUAUUAUGAAAAUAUAGUGUCAUAAAUUAGGAAAGAUCAAAGUUGCCUCUUAAUUGGAUGCUAAUUCCGAAAGGGAACCUGUCUACCUGUUGCAUUUUGUCUGGGACGAUCAAGUUUCAGGACGGCAGAGAGGACCAGUUGAAGUUGCUUUAAUAUUGACAGUUGUAAUUUUAAUGUAUUAUAGCAAAAAAGAAUAAGACGGAGACUGAGAAUAGGGGUACGGGAUUUAGAAUUGAACGAAAAAUAGUUGAACAGGAAAAAGUUAUAUUUCUUCUUAGUAAAUGUUGACCUAUGUCAAAUGUUCUGACACAGAUGCAGUUAUUAUGAUAGAUGCCUAUGCAUGGCAUGGGAAUCCUAAACUAAAAGGUUACAAUGAAGACAGUGAAGGACAAAAUGAAUUUUUUUAAAGAACUACAUAGACCAAUAAUUUUAGAUAGGCAAUGGAAGUGCUAUUAAAACUGCCCACUGUUUGUUUAUUUAUUUUAUUUUUUUAAUGAAUUUUUAAAAAAUGUUUUUAAUUUUUGCAAAUUAAUUAAUUUUAAUGAUUUAAAGACUAUUGGAGCAGCAAAUAUUAUUUAAAUAAAUUAGAGCAUGUGAUCAGAUUUAAAAGCAAUAUAUUUUAAUACAUGCAACAAUGACAAUAAAAGUGAUUUUAAACAAUAUUUGACUUGGAAGUUAUUGGGGAGGGGGUGGGUAUGGGAUAACAUUUAAGGAUGGCCUCAAGAUUGAUUUUCCAUAUUUAAUAUUUUGAAAAUCUCACAAAUCACAAUGAAAUCUGAAAAGCACAGGAUAUUUUGAUAGAGUUUUAAAAUUAGAUGAACCCAUUUAAAAAGAUAUAGUUAAUGCUAUAUUGUUUAAUUCAUAGUCAUUUUAGGGUAAACAAUUAUUUCUAUAAUUGGUAGUUCGAUUUGAUUGACUCUAACCUAUACCUUUACUUUUAAGUGCAUCUUAUUAAUAUAGAUAAAGAAUGUAUCUGUACUUUCCGAUUUGUUUUGCCUACUUUAAUGCAAUUCAUUUUGAAGGUUUGUUUUUUUACCCCCUCUUUGAAAAAUUAAAAUUUUCAAUGCAUCGCUUACAAGUAUUGAGAUCUGUAUGUAUGUUCUUGUGCUUCUCACGUGACAUUUAUAGGUCCCAGUAUUAAUUUACUUGCUUUUGUAAUUCUAUAAAUUAAGCUGUUUAGUUAUUUUUUUUAAAAAUGCUUUUACUUUUACUCUUGUCAUUACUUGACUUGCAGAACCGUUGGUGUUUUUUUGUGUUUUUAGCUUAUAGUAAUAAACAUUACUAGAACCGGUAUACGAAUCCUAACUUUAAUAUUUAUUUAUGCCAGUCUAUUUUAUUGAAAAGAACUAUAUCUGUAUCAUGUAUUGAAUUUAUUUAUCCUUUUGUCGCUGAAUAAUUUAUUUAUUAUAUUUCUUUUAUGUUCCUAGUGCACAUUUCAUUAUUAUUCAAAUUUCAUUAUUUUUAGAGAUAAAAUAUCUUAGAAAUGAAUUUAUGUUUCAACAUGCACAAAUCUAGUCAUGUAAAUAAUUAAUUUGGGGUUAGUAAUAGUUGUAAUGAAAUGAUGUUAUAAUUAUUUAUAAACUUAAAUAUAUAAAAUAAAUUAAUUGGUAUUCAACAGUGUUCAAAGAUGACAAUUAUUUUGAAACUGUGUCUGGGUGGUUUUUUAAUUAGUAACUUCAAAACUGAUUCAAAAUUUUUUAAUAAAAAAAUUGAAUAGAUGUUAUUUGAUCCAUGUUUCUUUUUAAGUUUUGUAUUUGUAUAUUUCAGUAAUUUGUAAAUAAAUUAACAAUAAAUGCCUUUGUUUGUAUUUUUCUGUGAGUGUGACAUCAUUAUUUUGUUCUGCUGAACCAGGGUUCAGUAACUUUUUUUGAGUGAAGAUUCAUUUUUAUAAACCUAAUCUGCAAAGAAAAUAUUUUGGUGGCGACAUGUCAUUACGGAUUAGUCCAAAAAAAAAAGUUGCAUCUAGUCCUUCAAAGAAAAGCAAAUUUUUAUCACUUGGCUUAACCAAAGAUUGCAUUCACCUCUUUUGAUAGCUGUCAUGAAGAGUAUAUAUAAAAGAAAUUUUUAACAGUUUAUGGUGAUUUCGGUUAAUUACCUUUGUACAUCAUUAUGGCCUAUAAAUUAUAAAUAAAUGAGAUGUGACAAUAAUCAUUUGUAAAUAUGGGGUGGGGGUGUGAAAAUGACAUGACAAAUGCCCUGUCCCUUAAAUUUGAGUAAGUUAUGAUGAUUUUAUGAAGGAUACUGGCAUUUCCCAGGAUUAAGUAUUUCGACUUUCACAAUAGUAAAUUGCUUUACUACUAGACACUGAUAUUUUAAUUUAUGAUUAGUACAAUGUUAACUAGAACUGGCCUGCACAACAUACGGCUGGCGGGCCGCAACGGCCCACCAGCACCCACUUGGCAUCCCGCGAAGUAAAGAAAUACUCUAUUAUUAUGGCCCACCUUACAUUUUGAGUUGUGCAGGCCUGCACUAAAAUAUUUCAAUACUGGUAGUUCACUGGUAAGUGUCCUCGUUUUAUA
Molecule: messenger RNA, 11625 nt
Organism: Lymnaea stagnalis (great pond snail)
Lineage: Eukaryota; Metazoa; Mollusca; Gastropoda; Lymnaeidae
Source: the annotation of a GenBank genome assembly